CCGAAACACACCCCUCCGGUACCAACUUAUGCAUAAUAACAUAGAUUCAGAUUCAUAUUGCUAUUGCUUCGCGUAAGACUGAUACUCUUGUACAUGUAUGAGAAACUGCUCACCUCAAUCUGUUCGUCGGCAUAUUUUAGAAUUUAAAGUUUUCCAAUAACGAAAACAAUUUGAGCGUGUUCAACUUAGCUUUAUUGGAAAGACAAAAUUUAGGAAACCCAGCAAGCCUUGGGACAAGAGGAGUCAUCAGCGCGUUUUGGUUGCAGGAAUUGUGUCGUGUUAACGAGAACCAACGAAUCCAGCGAUGGCCGAUGGAAAUAGAGCACUUCUGGGCAGUGUCCUGCUGUUCUUCUUGUCGGUGGGGAUUAUGGGCACUGCCAUCUACGAGUUCAUCAUUAAACCGGAAGCGGCAGCCCUCGCGGCCGCCGAGGCCGCCGUCGAGGCCGCCGCGGCAGACCCUGGACUCCCGCACCGCACGGCGGCGACGCCGCCAGACGAGGAGAGGGGCUCCCCGACGACGCCUCGAGUCACGGCCCUCGCCUCGUCCGCGGAGGCCACCAUCGCCGGCCUCGGCGCCGUCGACCAAAAUCUGAAUCAGGGCCCCGCAUGAAGCAACCAAAAGAAGUACGGCCGGCAACGCAUUCGAUAAAUUUACGACUUUGAAACGAGGAGUAUUAAACGAUUGACGAGGAGGUGCUCUUCCAGCUGGUGGCCGCGGCCGGGCCCCGCGCCGGGUGCAGCCCGUCGGGCUUAUCUUAUCCCCUGGCCGUGUAGCGACACGACCGACCUCCGCUGGAGCCGACUGUAGCCGGGGCACACCGGAUGGAGACGUGCAGGUCCUGGAUAUAAAGAUGUGCUGGCAUCGCGUCACCGGAGCCAAAUCAUCGUGAUCCAAGGAUAUUUCUCGAACGGAAAAGAGUUUAUCCAGCAAAUUAUUUGUAACACUUAGUGUCUUUCAUUCAUUAAGUAAAAAGGAAAUGAAUGCGAAGAAUGUCAUUCGGCGAGCGCACCGCACGGUGCUUACCCGUACCACCAUCACCUCCUCCUCAUGCUUGAUCUGCUCAACGGGCUCGCUUAUUGCAUUCUGGGCUUCAAUAGAUAUAGAUCAAUCGCUCGGCCUCGCCGAG
Messenger RNA from Frankliniella occidentalis (western flower thrips), 1127 nucleotides. RefSeq lists its product as uncharacterized. The transcript has 3 exons. The coding region runs from base 305 to 610 and encodes 101 amino acids. Lineage: Eukaryota; Metazoa; Arthropoda; Insecta; Thysanoptera; Thripidae. The record is from RefSeq and is a predicted model, not a curated record.